Messenger RNA from Clarias gariepinus (North African catfish), 3092 nucleotides. RefSeq names its product family with sequence similarity 102 member Bb (gene eeig2b). The transcript is spliced from 11 exons. NCBI's taxonomy places the organism in Eukaryota, Metazoa, Chordata, Actinopteri, Siluriformes, Clariidae. The record is from RefSeq and is a predicted model, not a curated record. The coding region runs from base 264 to 1568 and encodes 434 amino acids.
UCCCCCAGGCCCCCACAGGCCGUGUGUGUGUGUGUGUGUGUGUGUGUGUUUCCGAGCGAGGCAGAGCUAUGGCUGUCUGCUCAGAACUUUUACAUGGAGAACCUCUGGAAAUAUCCGAGUUUAUGGAGAACCUCGAAGAUCUUCGCCAUGUCUCAGCGCUAACAGUGCUAGCAGUGUAAGCUAGCGUUAGCAGUAGCUUAGCUUACCCGAUCGAUCUGACACGCAGGCGCUGUAGCGCGUCUAUAAACAAGGAUCCAUUAAACAUGAUGAAGAAAAAGAAGUUCAAGUUUAAUGUGGAUUUCGAGCUGGACGAGCUGUCGUCGGUGCCGUUCGUUAACGGGGUCUUGUUCUGUAAGGUUCGGCUGCUGGACGGCGGCUUCUCGGAGGAGUCCUCCCGAGAAGUGGUCCAGGCGAACUGCGUACGCUGGAGAACAAGGUUCUCAUUUCCAUGCAAAAUGAGCGCCAGUGCUGGAACAGGAGUCCUUGAUCCUUGCAUCUGUCGUGUUUCUGUCAGAAAGGAAACGAAAGGUGGGAAGACUUUUGCAAAGCUGGGCUUUGCUGAUCUGAACCUGGCUGAGUUUGCCGGGUCUGGGAGCACCACACGCCGCUGUCUACUGGAGGGCUAUGACACCAAGAACACCAGGCAGGACAAUUCCAUUCUCAAGGUAAUCAUCUGUACUCAUCUCAUGUCUGGAGACCCCUGUUUCAAAACACCUCCAUCCACUGCCACAAUGAUUGGGAUCCAGGGGGAUGGAGAGAGUCUGCUGGAAGAACGAAGGGGUGGAGACUCACAGAAACCUUUCCUGGGUUUCUCAGAAAAUGUAGGCAAGUGUGGCUCCCUUCCGGAUGACCUGGGGCUGUGUGGUCAUUCCCGAACCUCCAGCUAUGCUAGUCAGCAGUCUAAAGUGUCAGGCUAUAGCACAGGUCACUCUCGCUCCUCCAGCCUGUCUGAGUUCACCCAUAAGAGGAACACAUCAGUUGGUAGCACAUCCACAGGCAUUGCAAGCAUUCCUGAGCCCAGUGAGGAAAGUCUGAGCUCCACAGUACACGCUGCUUCUGCCCAUGGAGCCUCCAGCACCCAGUCAGCAAUCCCUGGCACACCAGACCGGACCAGCAGGCACCCGAUGAAGCAGGACUCGAUGGAGUCUCAGCUGAAGCGUGUGGAUGCCACCAGGGUUGAUGCUGAUUAUGUUGUGGAGAAAAUCCUGCAGAGCCAAGACUUCACUCCUAGCAUGUUUGACUCUAGUGCUGAAGAGGAGGGUCUUCGAUUAUUUGUGGGUCCUGGAGGAAGCACAGCACUUGGCAGCCAUCAUCUACCUGCCAGUAAUUUCAGGCCUAAGCUAUUGAGUGAUUGCAGUCACAAGUCAUCAGAGAACAUCUGUCUGCAUCACCCGAGGCCAGGACCGUCUUCAUGCUCAAGUAGAACCAUCCCCAGUUACCACAUGCAUACCAUACGGGCCUCCAUGCAACAAGAUCACCAACCAGAAGCGGGGCACCAGAAUGAGUCAGACAUGUCCGGAGGGCAGACAAGGACAGGAUCACUGGCAGUUCAGAAGUGCUAUGUGUAGCUCAACAGAGAGAGAGAGACAGAGAAAAGAACAAGAAAUGACAGUUGGGUAUGGUCGCACUCACAUAAUGUAUAAGGUGAAUGUAUCUUUAGUGCAUAGUGCAAGCAGGGACUCCGGCAGGACUAACCAUGACGGCAUACUGUAACUAAAAGGGAGAGCCCGAAGGAAACACGGAUAUGAGGGCUCCCUGAGAUGUAAAGCAACCAAUCACUCCACCAUCAACAAACCUAAGAGUUUUGAGUCUCCCAGAUCUGCUCCUUUACACAAGGCAAAUGUAUUCACAAAAUGCUUGGCUAAAUAAAAAGGUUUAGCCUAGACUUAAAAACUGAGACUGAGUUCUGAAGAUUAAUUGGACGACUGUUCCAUACCUUUGGGGCUUUGUAAAAAAAAAAAGCUCUGCCUCCUGCUGUAGUUUUCAUAAUACAUUGUAAUGACAAGCAGCCUGCAUCUUUUGAUUGAAGUAGGCGUGGCGUAUCAUAAGACACUAGCAGACGAUUUAGGAAACCAUUGAUGCAAGACCAUUUAGGACUUUAUAGGCCAAUGCAGUGUGGAUCCAAUCUAGAGGUUAAAAAGGCAUGAUUUUUUUUUCUGCAUCAUGUAAUGACAAUAUAUUUCUUAUCCAUAUUUAUGAAAUGAAAGAAUGCUAUCAUGGUAAUUUAUCUACAUGAGCUUCAAAUGAGAGAUUGAAAUCUAUAAUCACACAAAGAUCUUUUAUUGAUGUACAUGAUGAAACAGAAAGGUUGUCACAGGCAAGGAGUGUCCAGUACUCGCUAGUAGGGCUGCAACUAACGAGUAUUUUAAUAAUCGAUUAAUCUGUCGAGUAUUAUUAAUAAUUUAUUUUUCGAAGAAUCGUUUUGUUUUUUUUUAAAUAGAAAAGCAUUUAUUUUCAACCCUGUAUUCAAAUACAGAACUAAUACAUUAACAAUAAUAAAAUAAAAAUGGACACAAAAAACAUACACAUGUAUGCUUUACAUCUGCCAAAUAUAUACAGUGAAACCUCGGAUUACGAGCAUAAUUCGUUCUGGAAGUGGACUCGUAUUCCAAAACACAAAAUUAAAUUUACCCAUAAAAAAUAAUGGAAACUCAAAUUAUUUGUUUCAGAGCCCAAAAAAAUAAAUACAUAAAAAUAAUUAAUACAAAAUAUAAACUAAAAAUAAAACACAUUAACCUGCACUUUACCUUUAAAUCUAGACAGAUAAGUGUUUUCCUUUUGUGCGUGCAGGCGUUGUGUGUGUGAAUCCAAAAUAAGCUCCCGUCUCCCCCUUCUUGUCGUACGCAAUUACUCUUCCUCCACUCUUUUCACAUGCGCGCAAAAUGAAAUCGCUGUUUUAUCAGAAAAAUAAACAAGAAAUCUCUCUAAUGACACUCGAUUGAGCGACACACUAAUGGAAUCACUGCUGUAAAGUAAAAAUAAAACAAAUUAACCUGCACUUUAGAGCAAUUUUUCUGUGUAGAGCAGAGAGCAAGAGUGUGUGUCUGUGAAGGCGCAAGUAGGAGAGGUCUGUGUGUGGCACGGUGUCCAAU